AUGCAUGUUGCAUGGACCGCUGCAACGAUGAUAAGGCAGCACUUGUUUUUCUAUGGCAUGCUUGUCCCUGUCACGCCGACCGCCUUAAUACAAAGAGCUGGUGUGUCCCCGAAAGACUGUACGUUGAGUUUUGCCACGCUGCGGCUUCUGUCCUCAGGUCAUUCUACUGAUGGAUACGACGCCCUAGUACAGAAAUGGAACUCAAUUCUCCAGGCCAUCUAUGGCGGCGCAACACUAGCAAUAUCCCCGGCCGCUGGCUUGUUCAUGGAUCGCAUGGGGUCCCGUCGCACUCCUUUCCUGCUCUGUCUUGUCUGUCUCACAGGCGCCACGGCGCUUCUUGCCGUCGGGACAAACAUCGGCCUCUGGGUUGCAGGACGCCUUCUUCAAGGUGCAUCCGCGGGAGUGUUAUGGGUCGUGUGCCUGGCUCUUCUCACUGAUACCGUUGGCCCGGCAGGCAUCGGCCAAGCGGUCGGGGUCAUUGGCAUCCCAAUGAGUAUAGGACCAAUUGUAGGGCCCCUACUUGGCGGCGUCAUCUACGCCCACGGUGGAUACUACGCCGUCUUCGGACUGAUGUUCGCCAUGCUGGGCGUGGACGCCGUGCUGCGGCUCGUCAUGAUCGAGAAGAGAGUUGCCCAGAAGUGGUUGGAGGCCGAGACUGUCCAACCUGACAUACCCGAUGUUCGUCCCGAGUCCGAUUCACCAGUGAGUCUGACUCCGUGUCCCGAAUCUUCCGAUACUUCCUAUACGAUGACAGGAAACGACGAUGAGACGACCAAUGGGGCGCCUCCUCCAAGUCAAAUUCUGCACCACCAGCUUCCCCCAAUACUAAGGCUUCUGCUGUCCUUCCGAAUGCUUGUGGGUCUCGCUGGUGGACUGCUGCAGUCCUGCUUAAACGUCGCGUUCGACAGCACUCUACCCCUGGUCGUCAACGCGCUCUUCGGAUGGCAGCAGACCGGACAGGGUCUAAUCUUCAUCACAAUCUUGCUUCCAUCCCUCCUACAGCCCGUCUUCGGCGCGAUAACCGAUAGAUAUCAGCAAGGGAGACGACUGCUCGCAGCCGGUGGUUGUCUUCUGGCCACCCCGGCCUACGUGCUCUUACGUCUUGUCACGGAGGACACGCUGAGCCAAAAGACCCUGCUUUGCGUUCUCCUGGUGAUCAUCGGCCUGGCGAUGGCCAUUGCCAUGCCGGCGAUUAUUGCAGAGAUUGGUGCCACUGUUGCAGACGCGGAGAAGAAUGACCCGCAAGCCAUCAAGGGAUCCGUCAUUGCCACGGGAUGGAGCCUUGUCAAUGCUGCCUACGCGGCCGGUUGCUUGAUUGGCCCCUUGUUCGCAGGCCUCAUCCGCAACGCGGCUGGUUGGCAAACAACGACGUGGUGCCUAGGACUUUUGAGUGCAGUUACGGGAGUGUUUCUGCUGCUGUGUCUAGGGGGUUGGAUAGGGAAGCUUCGACCAAAAGCAUUCGUACACAGGGUACCUAUAUGA
Letharia lupina is the source of this 1482-nucleotide messenger RNA. RefSeq lists its product as uncharacterized. Gene Ontology annotation, molecular function: transmembrane transporter activity. Lineage: Eukaryota; Fungi; Ascomycota; Lecanoromycetes; Lecanorales; Parmeliaceae. The record is from RefSeq and is a predicted model, not a curated record. The transcript is spliced from 4 exons. Gene Ontology annotation, biological process: transmembrane transport. The coding region runs from base 1 to 1482 and encodes 493 amino acids.